Messenger RNA from Cuscuta campestris, 1085 nucleotides. The record is from the annotation of a GenBank genome assembly. NCBI's taxonomy places the organism in Eukaryota, Viridiplantae, Streptophyta, Magnoliopsida, Solanales, Convolvulaceae.
ACAAAUAAAAACAUACUACUGGUAUAAUGUAUCAUUAUAUGAGUCUACACGCACUAUACAUUUGCAUCAUCGAAAUUAUGAUUAUCAUUAGUGUGAAGGUACUGUAUGCAAAAGAUUUAUUUACAUCUGGUGUGAAAAUACUGGAGAAAAAAGAUGAUAAGUAUGGUGGAGUUGUGAUAGAGAUGAAGGAGAUGAUGAAUCCUUCCUCCUUUGCUGCUUCACUUAAAGCUUCACUCUUCAAUUGGAGACUACAAGGGAAAAAAGGAGUUUGGUUGAAACUUCCGAUAGAGCUUUCAGAUCUCGUUGAUGUUGCGAAAAAGGAAGGGUUUUGGUAUCAUCAUGCUGAAAAAACAUACAUAAUGAUGGUGUAUUGGAUUCCAAAAACUCCUUCCACUCUCCCAUCAAAUGCUUCACAUAAAGUUGGCAUUGGAGCUUUUGUAAUCAAUGAAAAUGAAGAGAUACUUGUGGUGCAAGAAAAAAAUGGCUACUUUGCCGGAACCGGAUUUUGGAAAAUGCCCACUGGCUUAGUGGAAGAGGGUGAAGAUGUAUGUGAUGCUGCAGUUAGAGAAGUUAAAGAAGAGACCGGAAUUGACGCGGAGUUCGUCGAGUUCCUUGCUUUCAGACAAUACCACAAAGCUUUAUUUAGCAAAUCAGACCUGUUUUUUGUUUGCAAGUUAAAGCCACUCUCCACUACUAUCACGAAGCAAGAUUCUGAGAUCGAGACAGCCAAGUGGAUGAAAAUGGAGGAAUAUUGUGAGCAAUCGUAUGUGAAGGAGCACGAGGGCUUUCUUAGCGUUGCAGAGAUCUGCAAAAUGGCGAGUAGCAAGAAAAGUGCAUAUUCUGGUUUCUCUGCAAAUUUGAAGUCACAAAGGACUCCUGGAAAGAAAAGCUACGUAUACUCCAGCGCCAACAACAUAUGACAUAUUAAAUUUAUUUAUCAAGAAAUACAAUCAACUUAAUUGCGUUAAUUAAUAAAUCUGUGAAUUUAUGUUCAUUUUGAACACUAUAUAAUUUGUACUCUCAAUAAUGAUUGAUGGAUUUUAAUUCAUUAAUCACUGGAAUGCUAAUAACUCAACUAUCUUAUA